Messenger RNA from Glossina fuscipes, 775 nucleotides. Its product is annotated as dopamine N-acetyltransferase. The transcript has 4 exons. Gene Ontology annotation, molecular function: N-acetyltransferase activity. The coding region runs from base 41 to 775 and encodes 244 amino acids. The record is from RefSeq and is a predicted model, not a curated record. Lineage: Eukaryota; Metazoa; Arthropoda; Insecta; Diptera; Glossinidae.
UAUUUAAUAAAGAAAUUCACAACAAAAGUUUCUCAUUAUCAUGUCUGCACAGUGCUUAAAGCUAAUUUGUGAUGGAGAAUUCGAAAUUGUUAAGAUAACGGAAGAAUUGUACGAUGAAGCUGUGGAGCUCUUCAAAAAUUACUUUGUAAAAUACGAAAAUUUAAGUAUAGCUUGUAAUCUACGUGACACUGAAGAGACGCGUAGUGAAAUGGAAAAAUUUAUUAGACUUUUACUUAGGGAUAACAUAUCGUUUGCUGCCCGUCAUAUACCAAGUCAGCAAAUGGCCGCCAUGUGUAUCAAUAAAAUGACGAAUCCCUCGGCCAAUAUAAAGCCAGAUCAUAUUUUCGAAAUACUUGAGAGUCCGAAUAUGGAAAAAAUCGGUGAAAUUAUGCAUCACUUAGAAACAUCUUACGAUAUUUACAAAGAAUGGCAGGUGAAAUGCAUUAUUGAAUUGACUUUUCUUUCCACUCGCACCGAAUUCAGCCGUCGAGGCUUAGCGUUAAUUUUGGCCGAAUUCACCGUAGAUUACGGGCGUAAAUUGAAAGAAGAAGGUUCGAAAGAGUCCUUAGAACUUCCAGCUUAUCUUAAAGGUCAACAACCGGAAGCCAUAACCUCAGUCUUUACUUCGCAUUUCUCGCAAAGGGUCGGAGAGAAAUUAGGCUUCGUAACUUUAUUUCGCGAAGAGUAUUCAAAAUUUUCGUUUGAAGGUAAAACUUUUGCAGAGAAAAUUGAUCCACAGCAUAAGUAUAUAAUAUUUGCAGCGAAACAUUUAUGA